This is a messenger RNA of Drosophila arizonae, 1079 nucleotides long. RefSeq lists its product as uncharacterized. NCBI's taxonomy places the organism in Eukaryota, Metazoa, Arthropoda, Insecta, Diptera, Drosophilidae. The record is from RefSeq and is a predicted model, not a curated record.
UUAUUUUUUUUAAUAUUUUUAUUUUUUAUUUUGUUUUUAAAUCUUGACAAAUUAUUAUGUGGUCUAAGGCACAAAUACAUAACAAACUCGCUCCCGCUUCACCGGAGAUCAUCGAGAUUUACAGAAACAAAGGCUUUGAGGAUACUUCCUUGGACACGGUACGUGCGGCUCGGUCUGUGACAGUAACGUCAGCUGGCGAACUAACGGUAAAAGACAUUGGCAUCCCAAGGGGCCGUGUCAUAAGAGCUGAGCUUCGGCUGCCUGAUCUGCAGGAACGAUGCGAAGGCUCAAACAACAACCAGUUGUUCAAGUUAUCAAAAAUAUUGGCCGACAAUGAAUACUAUCAGGGAAGACAAGUGGAGGACUCGAACCACAUGGAGGGCAACAUGGCAAGAGGGCAAAAUGUAAAUCCAUGGAAUAGAACCGUACAGGUACAGGUACCUAAAAAGUAUUUCAGGGCUAACGAGCCAGUUGAUAAACCACGUAUGGAAACGGUGUCAGUGAAGCCUUUUAAAUUGUCCUCUGACAUAUCAUCGAUUCUACAGAAAAAAUCCCAGAAGAGCAGAGAAUUUAUGAAUACUGAUAUGAAUACUGAUGAAUCGGAUUCUUCCGGUUUUGAGGUUCUCGAAAAUCGACGCAGAAUCGAACCGGUCAAUCGCCCUAUAGUAGAGAAACGAAAUAAGCAAACACAGGUGAAAAUGGUAGCCAAACAGUCUGUAGCCCGUCCAAAGCGAUUGAAAGACGAAGGACGGUACGCCCGUGCCAUAAAAAUGUGCCAUAAAGUUAUUCAUAUAAUGAACUUUAAGGAUAACUGGCCAGUUUAUAUAGUGAUCAUGUGUCUGUGCACCAUAGCCUAUCUCAUAUAUAAGGUGCAUAUUGAUCUUAUGAAUUAUGGCAGCAGUGAACGAUUGUAUGCGAAAAAGAUGAGCACUUCCAGUAAGUUAAUGAAAAUUCUUAACUUUUUCAUCCGUUGGCUGCACAAACACGAAUGAUCCAAGGCUCUGAUCUAAUUUCAAAUUUAGUUCUUUUCGGUUCAACAGACCAAUAAAAUUUUAGUUAAACUUUACGGCUAUAUUCAU